CUCAUAGGACCUAGUUAAUGUUAUGGUAUCAUCUAAGCUAACAAAACAUCAACAAGCUUUCAACAUGGUCGAUCAAUUAUUAGCCUUUGCGCUUGCGCCGGUGCACGCCCAGAUUUUGAAUUGAGUCUUGGUUUUUUAUUUUAUUCGACGACCACUCUCGAACAUACGAAAAUAACCCAGUAAGGUCGUGCAGGACGAGGGGAGAUGGCCUCCGCCUCCGGGCGGUCCCCAACGGUGGGACCCUCUCUCAAUCUGCGAGGAUCCUCGGCUGUGCCAGACCGCCCGCUAUCGCUAUCGAGACUGUCAUCCCAAGAUAGGCUCAAUGGUAUUCUCGAGACUGCGAGAGAGCGUGCCGACACCUUUGGUUCGCAGACAUCGGGACGGAGUGCGAGGAUGAGCUUUCAGCGUGUACUAGAGCGGGACGACGAUGGCGCACCUGACGAAACUACGAGUAUUGCGACUGCGCGCGGCAACACGGCGAACUACCAGAGCACGGGAAUGUCACCCAAUCCGAGAAAUAGACGUCCCACACAGCAAUCCGAGCUCGACUGCCCGGUAACAAAUGGUACGAACGGAACAAACGGCGCAUCUCCCCAUACGAACGAGAAGAAGAAUUGGUUAAAACAUUACCUUAGCGGCGUAUGGUCGGUAGAGUUGGAGAAUAAAGGAAGCGUAGCUAGGGACCAUUUAGCUUUGGAGCGGACAUUUCUCGCCUGGCUGCGAACAUCACUUUCGUUCGCGUCUAUCGGAAUAGCCAUCACCCAGCUAUUCCGUCUAAACACGGCGAUAGAGCCGGACGACCCCCAAUUUCUGACGAUUCGCCGUGUAGGAAAGCCGCUCGGCGCGACGUUCAUAGGCAUAUCUAUUUUAAUCUUAUUGCUGGGAUAUCGUAGAUACUACCAAGGCCAGCAAUGGGUGAUCAAAGGGAAAUUCCCUGCCUCGAGGGGGACAAUAAUAAUCGUCUCGCUGGUCGCGUGUGCGCUUAUAGUUGUUAGCUUGUUUGUGGUCCUAUUUACCUAACGUAACCUACGGCUGUGGGAUCAAGCCACCUCUUAAGCUACCUUCGAUAUGGCGGGUUCGAAAUCGGAGCUUGGAAUAAUGAUAGCAUUGAUUGAAGAAGUGAGAAGAAACUUGGGAUUGAUGAAACUAGGCUAGAUGGAAUAAUUCGUUUGGCUAGUAUCUCAGGGAAGCUAUAAUUUAUAAUGGUUUCGAUGUAGUCGGUAGUAGUAGUCAUGGAUUUUGAGUGGUGGAUGUAGCUUGUCUACAUGUAGGAAAUCUAGCUACUUGAACUUAUUAUCAUCAAUUAAAAGAAAAGCCUUUACUCCA
Molecule: messenger RNA, 1326 nt
Organism: Daldinia vernicosa
Lineage: Eukaryota; Fungi; Ascomycota; Sordariomycetes; Xylariales; Hypoxylaceae
Exons: 3
Coding region: 205-1020 (271 amino acids)
Source: RefSeq, a predicted model, not a curated record